Messenger RNA from Pseudophryne corroboree (corroboree frog), 4761 nucleotides. RefSeq names its product RAB, member RAS oncogene family like 6 (gene RABL6). The record is from RefSeq and is a predicted model, not a curated record. The transcript has 16 exons. Gene Ontology annotation, molecular function: GTP binding. Gene Ontology annotation, cellular component: cytosol; nucleus. Bases 467 to 2617 code for a protein of 716 amino acids. NCBI's taxonomy places the organism in Eukaryota, Metazoa, Chordata, Amphibia, Anura, Myobatrachidae.
GCGGGCUCCGUAGCAGCUGCAGCGUCUCCGCCUUCUUGCUGCUCCCGGGAGGAGGAAGGAAGAUGGCGGCGCCGCGGCUCCGGUUGGAAGCGGGAGAGAGAGAGACCCGUGACUCUGGCAUCGGCAGACAAUGUGGAUCCCUCCGACCAUCUUUUUGUUGUUGACCAUUUGUUCUACACUAAACUUUUGAUGGAUUUUUGUGAAACACUUCCUGGUAUCCCGGACUUGAUUGGCUAAGAGCUUGGAGCAGAAAUAAUUGUUUUACCCCUGAGAAAGAUGGUGUCCCGGGGCUUGUGAUGUCCGAUAUUCACCAGAAGUCUUACCAUCGAUAUUCUCGCCUGCCUGACGCUUUAUUACCUGCUCCCUGUGUAUGGAGGGAUUCUUUGCCGCUAGAGUCUUACAUUGAGAGGCACAAGACUUCCUGUUGAUCAAGUGGGCUCGUCCCCCUUUUACGUUAAAAGAGAAGAUGUUUUCGGCUUUGAAGAAACUGGUGGGGUCGGAUGUGGCGACGCUGAGAGAGAAGAACAUUCCUGCAGGGCUGCAGUCCAUGAACCAGACCCUACAGAGGAGGUUCGCCAAGGGAGUGCAGUAUAACAUGAAAAUUGUCAUCCGGGGGGACAGAAAUACCGGGAAGACCACUCUCUGGCAUCGGCUGCAGGGGAAGAAGUUUGUGGAAGAAUAUAUUCCCACUCAAGAGAUCCAGGUCACCAGCAUACACUGGAACUACAAAACCACUGACGAUAUAGUAAAGGUGGAAGUUUGGGACGUGGUUGAUAAAGGUAAAGGUAAGAAGAGAGGGGAGACCACCUUGAAACUGGAAAAUGAACCACAGGAGGGGGACGGCGACUUGGCGUUAGACGCAGAGUUCCUGGACGUCUACAAGAACUGCAAUGGAGUAAUCAUGAUGUUCGACAUCACUAAGCAGUGGACCUUUACUUACAUCACGCGAGAGCUGCCCAAGGUGCCCAGCCAUGUGCCAGUGUGCGUGCUUGGCAAUCACCGCGAUAUGGGAGAACACCGAGUUACCUUGCCUGAUGACGUUCGAGAUUUUAUCCAGAGCCUGAAUCGACGCCCCGGCUCCUCCUACAUCCGCUAUGCUGAGUCUUCCAUGCAGAACAGCUUUGGGCUGAAGUAUUUACACAAGUUUUUUAACAUCCCUUUCCUCCAACUCCAGCGAGAAACCUUGUUACGACAGCUGGAGACCAAUCAGCUGGACAUUGAUGCCACUCUGGAGGAGCUGUCAGUGCAACAAGAGACGGAGGACCAGAAUUACGAAAUAUUCCUGGAAAUGUUGGAGAAUAACAAACGUCUAGCUUCUCCUGCGGCAACCAACGGACAAAGCCCAUCGCCUGGCUCCCAGUCUCCGGUGGUCCCAGUAAACUCUGGCUCUCCUGAUAGCUCCAGCCCUGGAACCCCUCUUCAGAUGCCAUCUGUGUUACCAGCAUCUCCUGCCCAGGCUGCUUCACCCCCGCCUCCAGAAUCAGACACUCCUGAAGUCCCCAGCCCAUCUCCCUGCACCGUGUCCUCUCCCCCUUUGUCCCAGCAACCUCAGCAGAAGCGUGGGUUCAUGUCUCGGCUCUUUGGUUCCAACACACCGGAGAACCCUCCGGCCAGAGCAGAGAUCGUGGCGUCAGCCGAGCAGCCUGUAAAAGUCCAGAGUGUGGAAGACUUUGUUCCGGAAGACAGCUUAGAUCGCAGCUUCCUGGAGGACGGUUCUGCUCACAGAGAGCAGGAGAGAGCGACCCUGAGACACAGGAGACAGAGCGACAGCGACGGGGAUGUGCCUGGCACAAACCCUAUGGUUGCUGGCUUUCAGGAUGACUUGGAUCUUGACGACCGGGUAGCCGCAAAACCUACACUCGCUGUCAUCCCUAGUAAGAACAUCGUCCUGUCCAGCGAUGAGGAGGGGCCUACUCCGGCCGUGCACAUCGCAGGAGAUGAAGACGUUGACACAGAGAUAUAUACAUGGAAAGCCCCUCAACCAUCUGCUCCUCAAUCUGGCCCUGAUAAGCAGAACCCGGCACUCUUGGCGAGCCAGCCAGGCACCAAAACCAAGAAAGGCAAAGCCAAGAUCGUGGAGGACUCAGAGAGCGAUCCAGAGGGUCCGAUUGCCACUCAGAUGCUCUCUUUUGUCAUGGAUGACCCUGACUUUGACAGUGAAGAUUCAAACCCGGUUUCUAAAACGCAGGAAGUGUUCCCGGUGCUGAAUAACCUGUCUGACAGCUCCAGUGAAGAGACGGGCUCCUCUCAACCUCCACCAACAGCCAAGCCCAUCCUGCCCACCUUCAAGAUGAGAGAAGACGCUGACUUGUUUGGUCUGGGAUUUGAUGAUCAAGUGACAAAGGACGGCGAGGAAGACAAGGGGAACAAGAUCACCAAGGAGAAAACUAAAAAGAAGAAGAAGAGCAAAGAGGCUCCAGAAGAAGAAAAAACGACCAAGAAAAAAAAUAAACAUAAGAAAAGCAAAGAGAAAGAAGAGGGAAAGGAAGGAAAAGAGGAGAAGAAGAAAAAGCCCAAGAAGAGCAAGGGGAAAGAUGAAUUUGAUGAACUGGAGGCUUUUCUCGGGGGCGGUGUACCCAGCAGGCCACGUUCAGGCGAGGAAUAUGAAGAGCUCUAGGUUGCCCGUCAAGAUAAACUUCUCAUUCUCUGCCAUGGGUCCUGAUCUCUGCUUCUUUCAACUCAUGUUCAAUCUAGAGCCAGCACAACCUUGUUCUUUGGUAUGGUGAUGCUCACAGCUGGAGAACAAGAGUUCUAUGUGAAGAAGAACCAGUGGGUCCACCUGACUUUCCACCUACUCCUUGUCCUCUUCCUACAAGAAAUCUUGAUCAUAUCUCCUUAUCCAGAGCUGGGCUUGGGAGAGGAACACUAAGGGGUGUAUCCCUGGCUUAUGGUCACAUUCAGGAGAGAUCUGCUCCUAUUAUCCUGCGAAGAUUCCUCAUUAUGUACUUGGACCUAAAGGAGACCUGAAGGAGAACAUCCAUUCCUGGUCACCGCUUAUGAAUAGCAGGAAUCCACCCCGGGGUGAGCAGGGAUGGUUGUCCUCAUUCACAUAAUGUACAAACCAAAAACAUAACGACGGUUACUCUGCACUAAACCACAUGCUGCUUGAUAACUCACUACACACUUCCACCAGGUCUCUUGCAGUCUAAUUCACUAAAGAACUUGAAGGGCCAGCUCAUUUUCCUCUUGGUGUUAUAAGUUACCAUUAACGGCAUGUGUCUGACUGCAGCAAUUUUGUUUCCACCGAUUGGUCGUGCUCAGUGUUCCUUUAUAUUGCCACAAGCGUUUUCUUGGCAGAACAAGACCUGCCACGUAUAAUAGCACCUUUUUUCCCUCUUCUCUACAUUCAUAUUUUAAGUCCCUAAGUUUUAGGGAUUGCUUUUACCAUGGCUUGAGUGCGUUUGGCAGUAAAAUUGGGCGGCGGCAAUGGUGCCACGGGUGGACAGUCUAACCACACCAACAUAACUGGAAUUCCCCAGUUGAAAUAAGUUCAUCGAGGGGGGAAGCAGGAAAUUAUUGGUUUUAUUCAGGAAGAGGUUAAAAAAAAAAAAAAAAAAAACUUUUUGAAUUUACCAUUUUUGUUUUGUGUUGUUUUGUAGUGCAUUUGUUUAGUAGUUGCUUUGUCCCCAAUUAUAUGUCGGGCCCCUUCCCUUCACGGUUGAAGUGAUAAGGUACUUCCUACCAUUAAUUUUUUUAAUUGUAUGCAAAACGGUUCCGUUUCCAGAAUUGUGAAACUCAUUCCAGCCCCUCUCCCUUACUUGUGCCUGCUUCCUUGACCCCCGUCCUACAGGCAAAAAAGGUCCCUUUGCCCCUACAGUGACCCCUCUCCCAGAAUUUCAUCUUGUUAUUAAUGACUCUUGACAGGCACAAUUAUUUCAUUCUUUCUACAGGAAUGUGUGCAGGCAAUUGCUUGUCAUAUUACAUUUGUUUCAUUUGAAAGAUUUGGGAGAUGGGAGGGGCAGGGCUGGAGUGCCCCUUUCCCAGAUCCAUAGCUCAGCGGGGAACCAGCUCCUGCACAGAGGGGAGAGGGGUGUGCUGUGGGAAGAGAAUGAAGCCUAUCGGAACAAGAGGAAUAAAGUGAUGUCACCGGUUCUAGCACUAAAUCCUGGGAAAUUGAUCAGCUGAACAUCGGUGCCUCCGUGUUUAUAUCAUGGGACCGGGAAAAUCCUUGCUGCAACGAGGUACCUUUUUGUUCUGGGUCUAUCUGGAUUAAUGUUACAAACCCAGUUUAUAAAGGGGUUUCUGCUAUUCCCAGCUCCAAAGUGCUGCGACCUUUGGGUACAGAUUUUUAUGUACUGUAUUCGGUGCUGAUCUGUUGGACCAGUUUUGCCGUCAGAUGAUCGGUAGAUGCUUUGUCUCCAUUGACCAGAUCCAGCAGCGCAAACCUGCAUCUCCCGUUCUCCGGGCCGUUUACAAUCCUUAUAAAAUCUAUAUUGAUACACACGGAUGCCCAUCGGCUUUCUACAAACAGAGUGGACAGUAAUAACUCCCCUGAUAGGGAUGGCUGCCAGGCAAAAGCUACGUUCAGUAUAGUAUAUAAGAUUCCCUGUUCAGAUUUUGGACGGCUGGAUGUUAGGCGUCCCUCGUCCAGGCUCCCUGGUGAUCCCUGACCUCCGUUUGGCCCGGUAUAGUCAUCACGCACAAAUGGACAUCCACCUUGUCAUGUGCCCGUGGUCUCUGGAUGGGAAUAACAUUCACAGUUCAGGACUGUUCUGCUUUAUCUCAUUGAGUACCUGACAAAAUAAAUGAAAAUACAUUGUG